Messenger RNA from Rana temporaria (common frog), 2600 nucleotides. RefSeq names its product hepatocyte growth factor-regulated tyrosine kinase substrate (gene HGS). Bases 105 to 2444 code for a protein of 779 amino acids. Lineage: Eukaryota; Metazoa; Chordata; Amphibia; Anura; Ranidae. Gene Ontology annotation, molecular function: phosphatidylinositol binding; metal ion binding; ubiquitin binding. The record is from RefSeq and is a predicted model, not a curated record. The transcript is spliced from 22 exons.
GGCCAGACCCCGCCCCGCUGUUUCCGGUUGGGAGUGACGGAAGCGGAAGAGUCUCUCUCGGUAAUCUUUUGCUGUCUGUGUGUUGGUCGGUCUCCGGUGCCAAGAUGGGAAAAGGCGGCGGAACGUUCGAGAGACUGAUGGAUAAAGCCACCAGCCAGCUUCUGCUGGAAACAGACUGGGAGUCCAUCCUGCAAAUCUGUGAUAUGAUUCGGCAAGGAGACACACAAGCUAAAUAUGCAGUUGCUUCUAUCAAGAAGAAGGUGAAUGACAAAAACCCCCACGUGGCUCUUUUUGCCCUUGAGGUUUUAGAAUCUGUGGUGAAAAACUGCGGCUCAACCGUACACGAUGAAGUGGCCAAUAAACAAACUAUGGAAGAGCUGAAGGAGCUCCAGAAGCGAGUAGUGGAACCGAACGUUCGGAACAAGAUCCUGUAUCUGAUCCAGGCCUGGGCCCACGCCUUCCGCAACGAGCCGAAGUAUAAAGUUGUGCAGGAUACCUAUCAGAUCAUGAAGGUGGAAGGACACAACUUUCCUGAGUUCAAGGAGAGUGACGCCAUGUUUGCUGCAGAGCGCGCUCCUGAUUGGGUAGAUGCCGAGGAGUGUCAUCGUUGCCGUGUUCAGUUUGGAGUCGUCACGCGGAAGCAUCACUGUAGAGCCUGUGGGCAGAUUUUCUGUGGGAAAUGCUCUUCAAAGUACUCCACCAUCCCCAAGUUUGGUAUUGAGAAAGAAGUACGCGUGUGUGAGCCUUGCUAUGAACAUUUAAACAAGAAGGGAGAAGGAAAGUCUGCCACCAGCGGGGAACUGCCCCCAGAAUACUUAACCAGCCCUUUAUCUCAGCAAUCGCAGAUUAAAACAGAAGCAGCUGUGUCCGUCAAUGAACAAAGAGAAAGGGAUUUUACGACCCCGCCCAAGAGGGACGAAUCUGCUUUGCAGGAGGAGGAGGAGCUGCAGCUGGCAAUUGCUUUGUCACAGUCUGAAGCUGAAGAAAAGGAAAGAAUGGGAGUCCCCGCUAAUGCAGAUGGUUCUGGUCUUCACUUGCAGAGACAAAAGAACACGUAUGGCGUGUAUCCAAAAGCAGACCCAACCCCCGUCACCUCCUCUGCCCCUCCGGCCAGUACUCUCUAUGCCUCUGUGAAUUCCUCUGCUCCGCUUGCUGAAGAAGUUGACCCAGAGCUUGCCCGCUAUCUAAAUCGCAAUUAUUGGGAGAAGAAACAGGAAGAGGUGAGGAAGAGCCCCACCCCCUCCGCUCCAGUACCAACAAGUGAGCCUGCGGUGCAGGUGGCUGAAGUGCCGCCAGUGAACAUGGUCAGUGUGAUGGAGCAGCAGUACCAGAAUGGCGAGUCGGAGGAAAAUCACGAGCAGUUCUUGAAGGCUCUGCAGAACGCCGUCACCACUUUUGUGAAUCGCAUGAAAAGCAACCAUAUGCGUGGCAGGAGCAUCACCAAUGACUCGGCUGUGCUGUCCUUGUUCCAGUCUAUUAACAACAUGCACCCGCAGCUUCUGGAGCUGCUCAACCAGCUGGAUGAGAGACGCUUGUAUUAUGAAGGUCUUCAGGACAAGCUGGCCCAGAUCAGAGAUGCCCGCGGGGCUCUGAACGCACUUCGUGAGGAGCACCGAGAAAAGCUGCAAAGAGCUGCAGAGGAGGCCGAAAGGCAGCGGCAGAUACAGCUGGCACAAAAGCUAGAGAUAAUGAGGCAGAAGAAACAGGAAUAUUUGGAGAUGCAGCGCCAGCUUGCCAUCCAGCGCCUGCAGGAACAGGAGAAGGAAAGGCAGAUGCGUCUGGAGCAGCAGAAGCAGACCAUCCAGAUGAGAGCCCAGAUGCCAGCUUUCUCCCUGCCAUAUGCUCAGAUGCAGUCUCUGCCAUCAUCAGGUGGCGUCAUGUACCCACCCUCUGGCCCCAAUGCUUAUCCGGGCACCUUCAGUCCUUCUGGCUCAGUGGAGGGUUCUCCAAUGCAUGGGGUAUACAUGAAUCAACCAGGACAGCCUGGCGCUGGGCCUUAUACCGCCAUGCCUGGUACAGACCCAAACAUGGUUAAUGCCUACAUGUACCAAGCAGGAUCUGCAGCUCAGCAAGGGCAGCCAGUGCCAACUAAUAACCCUGCGUACACAUCCUACCAGCCCACUCCGACACAACCCUACCAGAACGUGGCCUCCCAGAGCAUGCCAUCCCAGAAUCCUCCUGCUAGCGGAAUGAAUUACAUGGGUGCACAGUCUGUCCCCAUGGGCUAUCAGCCAUAUAACAUGCAGAACCUCAUUUCUUCUCUUCCUGGACAAGACCCAGCGAUGACCAACAUGCCUUCUCAGCAACCUUUCCAUCCUGGACAACAGCAGAUGUACCAACCGAUGGCAGUAGGUGCCGGUCAGCAGCAGCCUCCACAGCAGCAAGCGUCACACGGCCAGCAAGUGUCGGGGGGCAGCGAAGCCCAGUUAAUCUGUUUUGAUUGAUACCUGGAAAUGCCCUUCGCUUCCCAGUCAUCUGUCAGAAUUAACUUCUUACCACCCCCAACACCACCACCACCACGGCUGGCAUUCCCUACCGACGUGUAGCAUGCUUUCUUUCUCAGUACUGUUGCAGUAAACACUACAUUUAUGUACCUGCCA